AUGGCAGGCGCCAGCCCUAUCAAACCCGCAGCUGGGCACAUUGUCAAAUUUGUGGGGCAUGAUGCCACAGGGUUGCCCGUCAAACGCAAACAGGUCCAUCAAGCAUGUCUACCUUGCCGGAAGCACCAACCCGACCAGGAGCCGAGCCAUGACGUUGCCAGUGACGGCGGGGAACGGCGGAGUAAACUCCCACGCCAUGCGGCCCCUACCGACAGGGACACGUCCGAUGCCGCCGCCCAACUGCUCCGCUUCUUCCACCACGCCUCCGAUAAGGCCGCCAGCAGCAGCCCGGAGAGCGACCAGACGCAAGAACUCCGUCCAAUGUCCCCAGCACCGCCAUUCUUAGGAGAUCUCAACCCCGAAGGCAUCCUCGUCGAAGCCACCAUGGCCCCGUCCCGGAAGACUCCCCCAGCAGAUGAGGAUUCCGAACAUCAGGUAAUCGGUUACUUGCCCCCGGCCUCUCCUCGAGAGUCUAGAGGACCAUCAACCCAGGGGCGGCCCGCGGCAUGCACUGGCAGCCCUCACCUAGUCGAAGAAACAUCCGGCCCGUUUUUUUCUGUCCCGCGCGAAGAUGGCACGAGCCUCACCAUACACGUGCAGGACACGGCCAAGUUCGCAGCCAUUGCCCAAACCCUUGUCAAUCGUGGACUGGCCGACAAGGUGAUGCCAUCGGACACGGAGUGGCAGGCCUUGAGAGACCUGUUUUUGACCAAAAUCCAACCCAUCUUUCCCAUCUAUGAAAGGUCGUGUGUUGUGACUCUACCAAAAGAGAGAGGCUUGCGAGAGCUCGUUAAAGGAUCUGUUUGCCUCGCCGCCGCCACCGACCCAGAGGCUCGCAACCUGUUAACCUUCAAAUCCUCUGUAAAUGGGUCCAGAACACAACGAGUGGUGCCCUUCGACGACUAUUCCCGAGAAAUGGCCAGUUUCAUCAACAAGCGUCUUGUCGAGCUGCAAGAGAGCCGUCAAAUCCCAUUCACCGACCAAAUCCAAGUGAUGGCUCUGACCUGCUUUUACUGGCAGCCGGCGAACCCCACCGAGAGGUUUGAACCGCUGAAUUUAUACGCCAAACUUGUCAGCAUGGUACACACCCACGGCGUGCACCUGGGGAUUCUGGCAAGCGCGGCCGCCGAAGGCAGCGUAAAAGGCCGCGGGAAAAGGCUCUUCAAGUGCCUAUACGCUCUCGACAGAUUAGUUGGAGCCAUAUCUGCGCGUCCACUCAUGUUUCAUAACGUCGACUUGAUACAAGUUCCUCGCCCAGACGCCGAGGAUACGCCCAUCUUCAGAUUCUUCCUAUCCCUGAUUCUUCUUCUUGAUCAAGUCAUCGAAAUGUACCGACCACGGCCGAAGGUAAACUGCAUUGACAUACCUGUUUUCGAGCGCAUGGCCAUUGAAGCGGGGGCGCAGUGUGAACCAGAGAUCCUCCUUGUCACGCUUGAAGUACUCUACCAUGCCAUCGGUGUCCUUUCGGUACGCAUGCCUCGGCACCGUUUUCGAAUGGCUCCCGAGUGUGAUGCCCCUCAAGGGCCGCCCACACAACAUUUACCGCCCAGUAGCAUGAAUGCCCGUCGAUCACAUUCCGCCGAUCGCAUUCUUGACGUAAUCAAAGACUACAAACUCAGCCCGAUGCCCUUUGUGCCUUACGCCAUCACGCUAUCGCUUAGUGUCGCGUACCGUAAGUGGCGGUUCAGCCAACUUCCCAUGUUCCGGACCAGAGGUGGCGCCGAUUUCAAAAAGGUGCUUCCCGUGGUACAGGAACUGGGGGCCAUAUGGAGCAGUGCCCGGAUCAACGGACAACUAGGGCAAGCUGUCAUGUUAAAGCUGGAUCGCAGUGAGAUGAUGAAUAGGGACAGGAAGCGGGCGAAGAAAACCGCCGAUGCCGCCAGAGCCAAGAGCGGACGAAACGGAGCGCUUCGCGGAGCGGAAGAUCAAGACGCAUCAACCGGAAGUCUGGGCGGCGUUGGAGCUGAAAAUGUUACGGAACCUGCAAUGGCACAUCUGACUUCAGCACCCGGAGGCAGCAGUAUUACUCCUCCCGGAGCGCCCUCCAGUCCACUUACGGCACCUGAACCGACCCAGAGGGCUCAAUCCCGGGGCACCUUGGACACACCCCUUGGGCCAUCAACUAACUUUCGACCGCUGCCCUCCCCUGCAGCCUCAUGCCUUGCUGACCGACAACAACCACAAUCCCUACCUCUUACGUGGACUACCGCCUGGACGGCCGACAAUAGCAACAGCAACGUACCCGCUAAUCACUCAUGUUUCGCACCGGCCAAAGACAACAUCCCUCACUCCAAUCCGAUGCAGCAACCAGACGCUCCCCUUGGCUACCAUUGCGGCCAACCAGACGACGCUAUCCCAUUGCCCGGGGAUCUGCUUGCCCAACCGACGGGCCCCCACGACACGUCGCCGCUGGCGGGACUGUCGGAUGGCAGCCUUGAAGACUUUUUGAAUGACGAUGACGCACUGUUUCGAUCAUGGGACCCGCGGUUUGCACAGUCGGUCGACUUCUCCUUUAGCAGCAUCUUGGACCCCGGCAAUCCUUUUGCAUGA
Messenger RNA from Chaetomium globosum CBS 148.51, 2550 nucleotides. RefSeq lists its product as uncharacterized. Bases 1 to 2550 code for a protein of 849 amino acids. The record is from RefSeq and is a predicted model, not a curated record. Lineage: Eukaryota; Fungi; Ascomycota; Sordariomycetes; Sordariales; Chaetomiaceae. The transcript has 3 exons.